Archocentrus centrarchus (flier cichlid) is the source of this 1390-nucleotide messenger RNA. RefSeq names its product DiGeorge syndrome critical region gene 6 (gene dgcr6). The record is from RefSeq and is a predicted model, not a curated record. Lineage: Eukaryota; Metazoa; Chordata; Actinopteri; Cichliformes; Cichlidae.
AUGGGGAUAUGGUGCGGAGGCAAAAACAUGACUAAUCCAGACCAGAGAACAGCCAAGGGAAGACUGUUGGAUGAAGAGAUGGACAGCUAUCCCGGAGUCGCUGGCGGUGAUUCUACUAAACAACAAGAAAGACAUUACUACCUGUUAUCCGAACUGCAAACGCUGGUCAAAGACUUGCCGAGCUCCUUUCAGCAGCGCCUGUCCUACAACAUGCUGAGUGACCUUGCUCUAGCACUCAUAGAUGGGACGGUGUAUGAGAUUGUGCAGGGCCUGCUGGAUAUACAGCAUCUGACAGAGAAGAAUCUCUACAAUCAGAGACAAAAGCUCCACUGUGAACACCAAGCACUCAAACAAGACCUCGCACGAAAACACAAAGAUGCCUUACAGUCAUGUAAGUCUCACAACCUUGUGCUUCUCAAGGCAAACCAGCAAGCAGAGGUAGAGGCUCUGGAUGUUCGUGUUCGAGAAGAACAAAAAAUGAUGGAUAAGAAGAUUAUAGCAGAAAUAGAUCAAAAAGUGAUAGACCAGCAAAACACCCUGGAGAAGGCAGGAGUCCCUGGGUUUUAUGUCACCACUAAUCCUCAGGAGCUGACGGUGCAGAUGAAUCUACUUGAAUUGAUCCUUAAGCUUCAGCAGAAGGAGUCUCAAUCUGGACUUCUAUGAGAAAGAUGAUAGAGUGACCCGUUGGUGCCAAAACAAACAGAAAAACAUGUGCAAAGGUCACAGGCUGCAUUUGAUCAUAUUCCAGUAACUAUGGUCUCCCCCUGGUCUCGGCUAACAUACAACACUCCUGUCUUCUAAGAAGCAACAAUUUCAGAGUAUUGAACAUGUGUUGUUCAGAGUGUACUUAUCAUCAGUGUCAUUAACAUGUGUAAGAAAGCUGUUUUUGAAGUAUUCAAGCAAGACGCAGUGAAGCGGUAGCAGGCUGUGACAGCUUAAAUGUCGCACCUUGAGAAAUGAACAAGUGGUUUUGUUACUCAUCAUUUAAACAGGUUUAACGACCCUGAGAUUGUGAUGUAAGAGCCUCCUGAGACACAUAAAUGUCACCAACAUUUGAGGUCAAAGGGGAAGUUUUGCUGAUUUAUGUGGCCAGAGGAGUAACUGAGCAACAAAAUAUUUCUGUUGAGAAAAUUUGUUAUGGAAAACAUCUGGUGUUUGUUUAUGAUGUUUAUUUAAAAUAUGUAAAUAGAAAGAUGCUGUAAAGUUUUCAGUUUGACUGUUCUGGCUGGUUUCUGAAGCAACUUUAUUUGAUCAGUACUGUAAUAUUUCCCACACUGUUAUAUUUUUGUGUAUGUUUUGUAUCCACUUAUUUUGAACUAUGGGAGAACAAUAUUCAUGUUUAUCAUAACUGGAUAUAUAUAUGUUAAUCCAUGAAUAAACAAAAGUGUAA